CCGGGUCCUGAGGGAGCCGCCACCCUCGCUCUCGGCCCGCCACCCGCCGCGCUCCGCGCCCGCGAGACCCCUCCCGCCUCCCACCCGGACUCUCCGCCCUUCGCCACCUUCCUGGUCGGCCCCACACUCCUCACACACGCACCCCUCAGUCCCACACCCCGGGGUUGGCCGAUCCUCCUUCCCACCCCGCCCCUAGGCUCCUCAGCUCGCUAGCGGCCCUUCCCCCAACCGCGCCCAGACCGACGCUGAGCUGCGCCAAUCAACGCGCGGCACUGAUGGCUACGAGUUCACAGGACAAUCUUCUUUCUGAAUCCAAGGAGUGUGUCCUUAAUAAUUCUGGGCCACUUGUGACCCCUCGGAAGCAUGUAGCAGAUGUGACUCCUAAUUUUCGCACCCCCGAUACCUUUAAGUCACCUUUGGACUUCUCCACAGUAACCGUAGAGCAGUUGGGAAUUACACCUGAAAGCUUUGUUAAGACUUCUUCCGGAAAGAAGCCAUCAUCUUCCCUUCAGAAGAUCAGGCGCCGUUCCACUGUUGGUGUGCGGGGCUCCCCAGAAACAAACUGCCUGAUCCGCUUCAUUGCUCAGCAGCGAAACCUAAAGAAUGCCACGAGAUCUCCACUGGCUUACGAGCCCCACUUAAAGGGUAGCCCAAGACUGAAUCGAAAUGCCAGUAUUUUAAGAGAACGAAUGUCUGCUUUUCAGUCAGCUUUUCACUCCAUACAGGAAACUGAGGAGAUGGCUGACGGUCCCUCAGUAUCAGAGGCAGACAGCAUCUCUAGGAUAUCAGAUUUGACCAAAAAAGGUCUUAUUGAGUAUCAGCAGUCUGGGUUCCCUGUAAACUCCUCUUCAAAACGGAGGAGACUAUCCUCCCAGGACAGCCCCGAUGAUUAUCUCAGAGGCACCAAAAUGUUUGCUGACAGAGCGUAUGCUGGGGGCACCUCCACAGAACUUGCUGAGAAGUCAUCUGAAAUCGGUUCGGCCCAGCCUGGAUGCAUGGCUGCUCCCUUUCCAGACCUGAGGGAGGCUUCCCAGAGACUUGCAGUGACUGACUGUGUAGAGGGCACAAGAUUAGUUGAUGCUGUUCCACUUGAUACACCUGCAACACCACUGAGCUCAGGCACAGCCACUGCCACCAGGUCUCCAGCGACUCCUGUGUGCGGGAGCAGCAGCCCCUCCGCUAAGACCUUUGUGCUUCGUUCUGUGUUGAAGAAACCUGGUAAGCCGUUCUCAGAGAAUGAAAAGGAAUGCAACCUCUGUGAUGAUGGGGCUCACCUGAUCCCACUUCCUUCAAGCUGUUGCAAAGAAGGAAGAGCAGAUAGAGAAAACUGUAAAACAGCAGGCUGUCUGAGUCUGAAGAAGAGGAAGAGAGUUACUUUUGGAGAGGACUUAAGCCCUGAAGUGUUUGAUGAAUCUUUACCAGCCAAUACUCCAUUGUGUAAAGGAGGAACACCCGUUCGUCCAAGGAUUGUAAGAGCUACCAGUCCCCUAAAGUCCUCAGCUUAUGAGCAGUUCCUUCAGCCAAACUUUGAUGACAAGGAGGAGAAUCUCGAAAACAUAGAACCACCUCAAAGAUCAUUUGCAAUUCUGAGUCCUAGUAAAUCCUCAUUCUCUGAGACUCCUCCAGGCACUAACACUUGCAGUUCUUUAACUACAGAUGAAGAGAUAACCUGCAGUAUUGGUAGACCUACUCGGACUUCUCAAAGAAGAAAGCAGAUGCUGAGUUCUGCAGGGAAGGGUGUUUGCAACUCAUAUACUGCACAAGCUGAGCCAUGUAAAGAGAAGAGGAACGGGAGGAAAUCUGAAGAACAAAAGCAUACAAGCAAAGCACUUCCUAAAAAGAAACAGGUUUUAAAAAGUUACAGAAAAAAGAAAAGAAAGGGGAAAAAAGGUGCUGAGAAAUGCUUAUAUGGGCAAAGAAUCAUCGUAUCUAAAAAGCCACUCCUGAGCCCUAUUCCUGAGCUGCCUGAAGUCUCUGAAGCAACACUUCUGGCUGACUGCACACAGAGGACGUGCCCAGAUGAUUUCAACAUACGUGAUGAGCUGGAAGAAGUGAACUCUUUUGAAAUUCCCACAAAAAGGAAGAGAUGCUUGCCACAGAAGGAAGAUGCGCCUGAGCUGUAUCCAGCUCAUGAUCACUCUCAUGUCUCUGAUGUGAACUGCUACUUGUUGCCUCUCACUACUGCUUCUGAGGGAGGGCCAAAUGCCAAUACCAGAGACACGGGCAUUGAAGGGAACACUAAAGUGGAGAGUAUGUGUCAAAGUGCAAAGGAGCCAAAAACUGGGAGCAAGACUGAAAGCAGUCUUGUGCCUUGUGCUUCUGUGACUGAAGGUCACACCAUGUCUAAUAAUCCUCUGGACAGCCCUCAGAGCCAGGAUUCUUUCACGGCUGGUGAAAAUUUGGAAAAUCCUUGGGAGAUCCUUACAGUUUCCGAGAGUAUGAAUAUAAAGUGUGAGAAAGAUGGUGAAUGGCCAGCUCCACAGGGGAAUCUACAGGGCAGCCCUUUCUCAACUGACUCAAGAAGAGAACGGAACUGUUCAGAAGGUGUCCUCGGUGAAAGCACAAAAGACCCCACAAGCCACAGCAAGAGUUCGGGAAGGAAAUGUGCAGAAAACGGAAGCACUGCCAGUGAGAGAGAGAGGAAAUGGAGAAGACACACUAUGUGUUGUGAGGGUCAGAGUUCAUACCUGGAACAAAACAGGAAGCCUGCAUCUUCCUGCAGUGGAGAAAAUUCUGUAGAAAUUAGUUUAGAAAAUCUCCAGCUGAUUAAAGAGCUGUCUGAUACCAUAGAGUCAAGCUUUCAGAGAACAAGCAGUAAAACCAAAGUGAGGCGCAGCACAAGGCUCCAGAAAGACUUGGAAAAUACAGGACUUGUAUGGCUGUCUCCAAGUCCUUCCACUUUCCAGAAACCCAAAAGGAGAAUGACAGUUUGUACCUUAGACAGCAGGGCAUUUGAAAGUACAUCCUCCAAAGAAGAGGCUGUAUCCUCCGGACAAAACCCAGGGCCCCUGCCGUCAGUGUCAGGCAGUGAGAGCCAGGCUGCUGCGUCUUCCAAGCUGCCUAGGAAGAGGAGGAAAAGCUUUUGCGGGUCUGCCCUCCCAGAUGCUAGCUGUACCACUCAGCCACCAGACUUCAAGAGAAAACCCUUUCUCAAGGGAGAAAGCUCUCAGCUGCCCUGAGGGACUGGGCCCAGGAGAACAAAGGCAGGAAAGGACAAUCCCACCUGGCCUUGGCUCUCAGGGAAGUGAACCCAUCUUCCUGUCUGCCUCUUCAUCCCUACUCACACUUCAGUGCAUUGCACAUUUCUAAUAAAAAUCGUUUGAGUUAUGACGACUUUAAGUAGAAAUAAGUGAAUUUCUUAUCUUCUCCCUUAAAUAUAUUUGUUUGUCUUUUUGUUUUGCCUUUAUUUUGUUAAAGCAUUUGUUUCUAGAUCCAACAAUGUGUUUCUGCAGUUUUAUUCCUUUUAAGCACACAUUUACUACUAAAGGCUUAGGCUGCUCUGGAAAACAUCCUUUAGAAUGACUUAUUCUUUUCUUUGGGCUAAAUUGACCAGCUUUGAUGACUUCAUUGUCUGCCUCAAAUCAGAGUUUUCCUUUGCUAAUUAAGUGAAAAUGAGGCCUUGUAUUGAAAUUUUAAUUCAUUGACUGGAACUCUAUAGAUAAACUAUUGUAAAUGAAUAUGUAAUUAAAAACAACUGCA
This is a messenger RNA of Mastomys coucha (southern multimammate mouse), 3699 nucleotides long. It is a transcript of the gene Cdca2, whose product is annotated as cell division cycle associated 2. The coding region runs from base 276 to 3179 and encodes 967 amino acids. The transcript is spliced from 15 exons. Gene Ontology annotation, cellular component: nucleus; chromosome. NCBI's taxonomy places the organism in Eukaryota, Metazoa, Chordata, Mammalia, Rodentia, Muridae. Gene Ontology annotation, biological process: regulation of mitotic nuclear division; regulation of chromosome segregation. The record is from RefSeq and is a predicted model, not a curated record.